Molecule: messenger RNA, 1247 nt
Organism: Paramecium pentaurelia
Lineage: Eukaryota; Ciliophora; Oligohymenophorea; Peniculida; Parameciidae
Source: the annotation of a GenBank genome assembly
AUGAAAUUUCUUGUGUUGCUUUGCAUUGUGACUCUCACAUUUGCAGAUUCAAGGAUUGACUUUUUCACUAAGCUCAGUCAAUCUGAUUUCGGAAAGACAAUCUUAUAAACUAUUUAAGUUCAAGAGUAUAUAUAUAUAUUCAAUCCUCAGAAAUAAUGUCGAACGUGUGUUAUAGUUUAUUAGAUAAUUACAAGUGGACAUUAAUGCAGCCUAAACUGAACAUACAAACUACUUACAAAAUAGAAAUGGACAAAUCACAUAAUACAUUAAUGAAGCUGAUUAAGCUUUGGCUAAAGCUAAAUAAUAAAAAGCUUAAGAUGAGGCAUAGCGUAUACUUAUUAUAUCUAAUUUCCAAUAGUUCCUUUGAGAGAGGAGGAACUUAAUGAUAAAAGAGCUCAAGGUGAAUCCAAAUUUGCUGAAAAAUAACGAAAUUUAGAUCGAAUUGCUACACUUACAGCUGAAAGAGAAGAGACUAAAAAAGCCUAUGAUCAAAGAAGAACUGAAAUAGUUGGUUUAUUAGCUGCUUUGAAUUAAGGAAAAAAACUCAUUUAAUAAAUAAAAACUGGAUCUGUCUUUACUCAAUAAGAAAUUUUUGCAGAUAUUGAACAUCAUCAUAAGAAAUUCAUUUAAAGAUUUCCAGACAGAAGAGGUUUCAAUUCCUUGGUUUCCUUAUCACUUGCUAUGGCUUAGGAUUCCACAUUAAAAUCUGAUCAAUCUGCAUUAGAAAGAGUAGUCUAAGUAAUUGAAGAUUUAGCUGAUAGUUUAUUCUAACUGUACAAAUUAUAUUUGAUAUCAUUUUUAGUUAGAAAUAAGAAAUGGAAGCUGAUGAUGCUAGAGAAGCAGCAUUUUAAUAAGCUAUGUAUUAUAAUUGGAUUAAAUUAUAUAGUGCUCGAUUAGAAAUAGCUAAUCAAUCAUUAGAAGGUGCUGUUGCUUAUUUACAUGCUUAAAUUUUGAGAUUAGAAUAAUCACUCUUAGAAUUGUAAAAUGAUAUAGCCACUCAAGCUUAAGUAUAUAUUAGUUUAUAUUUUAAUUAGAUGAUUGUAAAUAAAUAGAAUGAAAAAGCAGAUUGGUUAAAUAUUCAAAGAGAUGAGACUAAAUCAUAUGGAAAACAAACUGAAAAUAGGUAUCGAAUUUUUACAUUAAUUUAGAAAAUCCCAAUUAGAUUUAUUAGGAGAAACUGAAAAUGUAUUUAGCAAAGGGCCUUUGACACCUGAAUAGCAAUCGUUCUUAUAACAUUUAAAGUGAUU